AUGAAUUAUUCUCAAGAAAAUAAAAAAAAAGAAAAAAUUAAUAACUUGAUAAAUAAAAAAAAUAUUACAAAAAUAAAUAAAAAAAAAAAUUUAAAUUCAAGUUUUAGUGAUUCUAAAACAAACAUUUCUUUAGAUGAAAAUUCUGAAAGUUUAAAAAAAAGAAAAAUUUUUAAUAAUGAAGGAAAGAAAAAAAAUGAGUAUAGUGAAAGAAUGAAUACAUUUAAAAAUAUUUUUAAUAAUGAAAGAGAAAUUCCAAAAAAUAAAGUUAUAAAUAAUAAAUUAAAAAUAAUAAAUAUUCAACCUAAUAAAAUGGAAUUGAGAAACAAAAGUAUCAAAAGAAAAAAAAAAAAAAAUUUAAUCUCGGAAAGCAAAGAUUUAAACGAGAAAAUGGAAAAGGGAAUAAUUAAAAAUGAAGAAACAUGUCUAGAAUCCUUCAUAGAUAAUGUCAUAAGAAAUGCUAAGGAGAAUCAUGAAGAAGAAAAGAAAUUUGUUGGGAGUAAUGAUAUUAUGAUAAAUAAAACUUUAAAUAUUGAAAAUGAAAAAAAAAAAAAAAUAAAUAAAAAAAAAGAAAUGAAAGACAAGAAUGAUGAAGGUUGCUUAAAUGUGAAUGAUAAAAUUAUUGAAAUAUUCCCCGAAACUGACAUGAAUUAUAAAAAUGUUACUACUAAUAGCCUAAAUAAUAAAGAAUGUAUAAACGAAAAUAGUGCUAUAAAUCUUAGCGAUUAUAUAAAUAAUGAAGUUGAUAAAUGCAAAAAUGAAAAGGAAGAUGAAAAUGGAAAAGCAGAAGACAUAGAAGUUGAAAAAAGAGUAAAAAAUAUUUCAAAGAUAAAUAAAUCAUUUUAUACUGAAAGUGAAUGUUCUUAUUUAGAAAAAAUGAAUAAAACUAAAUUAGGAUUUAAAAAUGAUUGUUUUUGUUAUUGCAGAAAAGGAAAACAAUAUAAUAAUGAUGAUGAUAUUAACAAUUAUUAUAAUAAUAAUAUUGAUAGUGCAGAAAAUAAAAAGGAGAAUGGGGGUAAUGAAUUAAAAAAUAUUGACUGGUUGAUAUACACUAUUAGGUAUAUGGAUUACAGGAGAUUGAGAAGGAGGUUUAAUGGUAUAAGGAAACCUAUUUCAAAAAAAAUAGUUUUUAUAAUAACCAUAUUUUGUUUAAUAUUAAUAUCAUGGAAAUAUUUUAAAACUUCAUAUGAAAAUAAUAAAUUUACAAUUAGUGUUGAAUUUCAAACGACAUUCUUAUUUUUUGUAGAAGCUAUUGCAGCGGUAAUUGGAAUAAUUAUUUUUGCAAAAUUUCAGACUCGUCUUAGUUUACAUUGGCCUAUAUAUGCUUCUUAUAUAUUUAUUAUUUGUGCUUCAGUUAUAUUAAUAUUUUUUGAAAAAGAUAAACCUGCGAAAAAUUCUAGGGGUGAGCAUAUUUUGAUAGUAUAUGGAAUUGUUCAAUUGUCAUUAAUAAUAAUUGUUAAAAUUAUAAUUUUUAUUGGCCCACUUUUAGCUAUAUAUGGAUUUUUUUGUCCAUGUACAGAACAUUGUAGAAUAUUAAAAAAAAAAAUGUCAACUAAUAAAUUAAAUAUAACCGUAAGUCGCUAUAAUGAUUUUGCAGGGAUGUGUGGAAAUAAUUUUUGUUGCUUUUGUUUGUGUAUAUAUCGUUCUUUUUAUCGUAUUAUAAAUUGUUUUUACAAAAAAUGCUCCAAUUUACGUUUUAAAAUGACAAAAGAUAAAAUUAAAGAAGCACCUUUUAGUCAUCAGUUAAGGUAUAAAGGAAAAACGGAUAUUUACGGUAGACCUCAUGGAUAUGGUGAAUGGAUAGAAGAUCAUUCUUACGGUGAAAAAUUAAGAGGGUUUUGGUUUCAUGGAUAUCCUGUUGGCCCGUUUAUUUCUCAAGAAGUGGGAAGUGGAUCAUUAUUUGUAAAUACAAGAGUUGGAUUUGCUGCAUGUGUAGGUAAGGAUUGGUCAGAUGUAAGAUACGGAGUUUCUUGCACGGAGUGUUCCAUUAGUGGUCACUUUUUUAAUGAUUUCCCUCUUACUUAUUUUUUUAAUCCCAAAAUAGAAAAAGAAGCAAAUGGAAGAUUACCAACUAAUAGAUAUGAUCUCAUUGUAAAAGAUAUAUUAAAGGAAAAUUAUGAAGAUAUUUUAAGCUAUGAUUUAAAGUGGUGUUUUAAUAUGCUAAAAGUUAAUAGUGGUAGUACAACUGAAUACUGUUCUAAUAAUUGUAUGAUAUCUCUAGAUCACGUUACUAUGAGCUUAAAAGUUCACAAUUACAAAAGAUUAAGUUCCAUCAAGAGAAGAAAUAAUAUUCUUGAUGAAAUUAAUGUAAAAUUAGUUCAUGUUCCUAAAGUGAAAAAAAAUAAAAAAAUUCAUAAAAGAGACAAAACAAACAAAUAUGAUCAUAUAUUAAAAAAACAAGAAAAUGAUGAAUUCUUUUACAUUAAUCAAAAUAAAUUACAUAAAAAUAUCCGAAGAUUAAGUUCUACCAAUUUUCCUGAAAUAAAUGAUUCACUUCAAGGGAGCAUUCAUUCUUAUUACACAAAAAAAUGCUCCGAAAAAUUAUUAGAUUCGAUAGAUGAUGAAAUAUACCUAUAUAAAGUAAACAAACAAUUAAAUUCUACAGAAAUGCAUAAAUCUCCAUAUUUUUAUGAUUACAAUGAAAAAAGUAGUCAUGAGGAUAGAAAUUUAAAAAAAAAGGAAAAUAAAAAUUUUCUUAGUUAUUAUAGCAGUGAAUGGAAUAUUAAUUUUUGUGACAUGAUAAAAUGUAGUGAUACUUCUAGUUAUAAAAAAAAAAAAAUUAACUGUAAUAAUUUUGGAAAAAGGAAACUAAAUGAUUCUAACCAUUUGAAAAAAAUUUGUGCUAAUAAUAAUAGUUGUGAUAAAAAUAAGUAUGAUAUUAAAAUAUGUAUAAAUAAUAAGAAUAAAUAUAAUGAAAAGGAAAGGCAUUCUAUAUAUAAUGAUUAUAAAAAAGAUCAAAAUUAUAAAAUUAAAGAAAAUAGUAAUAUAAAAGAAUUUUUUCUAAAAAAGGAUUCUUCCUUGUUCUCAUCACACGUAUAUGAAAAUAAAAUAAAAAACAUAUCGUCUGCUUCAGAAAGAGAGGGAUUUGUUAUUAAUAUAAAAGGUUUUGAUAAAAUGAACAAAAACAAUAAUUUAGAUGAAAAAGUAAAAAUAAAAAAUAAUUUUUUUUCUGAUUAUAAAAAUGUAAGUAUAUCUCAAAAGGGUCCAGUAGAGAAGAAAGAAAAAAGUGUUUUUUUUAGUCAUAGCGAAUAUAAUACUUUCAUGUCAAAUGACAAAGAAUUCUUUUAUGAUGAUUUAUUAUGUUCAAAGUUUCAGACACAAGAUUUGUUAGGAACAAAAAAACAUGGAAAUAUCGAUAAAAAAAAAAGUAACAAGGAAAUAAAAACAGAGGAAGAGGAACAUAAAGAAAUGAAAACUUUUUUUCAACAAAAAAUUGAAUCUGAUUAUUGUGGUAAAUCAAAAAAAGAAAGAAGGAAUAAAUAUUUUUUUAAAAUAGAUGAUAAUCAUAAAAAUAAAGAAAAAUCUCAAAGUAGGACAAAAAAUAGAAGUAAAGAAAAUAUAUCAUAUAGGGAAAAAUAUCCAGAAUAUGAAAUAGAUUCAAAUAAAGAAAAAAUAAAUAAUGAAAAUAUAGAGUUAUACUUUUUCAAAAAUGAAGAACUUGCAUUAGAUAAUGAAGGUAAAUUUCAUAAAGAAACAACUAAGGAUGAAAAAUUGUCAGAAAACAAAAAUUUGUUUUUUUCUGAUAUAUUUAAAUCUUUCAUUAAUUCAAGUAUUCAAAGGAAUUCCAAGAAAAGAGCUUCUGUAAAUUCAUGUGAAAUGGAAGGUAUACAGAAAAGUAAUAAACAAAAAAAAAAAACAUUAAGAUCUUAUAAAUUUUUGUCUGAUGUGAAAAAAAAUAGAAGAGAUUCUUUUAAUAAAACAACAAAAAAAGUGAAUAUGAAUAGAAUAAAAAACUUUAAACAAAAAGGUCUUGUAAAAAAAAAUGUAAAACAAACAAAAAAAAAUUCAAUAUAUAUAACAUCAAAUCAUAAAAAAUUUGAUAAAAUUCUUCGCCUCAAAUAUUCAAAAAAAAAUAAAAAUGAGAGAAUAUUAAGUUCUUUAGGAAAAAAAAUGAAAAGUUUAAAUGAGCCCUUUGAUAAUUUUAAUGGUCCUAAUUUAUCUCCUAAUUUAAAUAGAAAUAAGACUAUAGCUCAAGUAUUUGCAGAAGAAGAUGAAUGGGAAAAUUACAGGCAUCAGCAUAAAGAAAAAAUUGUAAUAGAUGGGUGGCAAUCCUUAUCUUUAAAACGAAAUUUAAAUUUUAUGCCUGACGAAAUUGUUAUAUAUAUACAUGGUUAUAAUGUUAAAUUACACCAUGGAUGUUCUCAAUUAGCUCAUUUAAUUUCAUUUUCUAAGUUACCUUCAUAUAUUCAACCUUUUGUUUUUCAUUGGGAAGGUGCUAUGUGGGGACCUUUUUCUGCUCUUUCUUAUCCUGUUGCUAGGAAAAGAUCAGAAAUGUCUAUCUUAGGAAGAUCCUUUAAAAAAUUUAUAGAAGACCUUAUCAACUUAGGUAUUAAAAAUGUCCAUUUGAUAAGCCAUUCUUGUGGAUCAAGACUUUUUUUUAAUGGAUUUUCUUAUUGUGUAGAAGAUAAUUUAUUCUAUAAUGUUUUAAAAAAUGAACAAUCAAAAAUAAAAAAAGAUGAUAAUCAAAAAAAAAGAUGGGGAAUUGAAAACAAUGAUUAUGAUGAUAAUAGUAAUAUUUCUAACGAUGAGCAUUCCGAUACAAAUACUUUUAUCCAUAAUACAAAAAAUAGUAAAAAAAAAAAACAAAUUAUAGUAAAAACUAUUAUUUUAUUAAAUCCAGAUUAUCCUUUAGAUAAAUUUUUGGAAAAAGAUUUUUUUCUGUUAAGAACUCAUUGCAAUCACAUUGUUAUGUAUGGUGAUACACGAGAUCAAGCCUUAACUUAUUCAGAAACAUGGAAUAGAGAAAAAUGCCUUGGAAAAAGGAUCUUUAAAUUAAAGUUACCUUUAUAUAAAAUUCACAAUUAUGAAGAUUAUUUAAAUUUAAAUACAGCAAGAAAUAAACUAUUGACCGAAAAUUAUGAAGAAAAAUAUAUGAUGUGUGAUAGUGUUUUAUUUCCUCAUUCUACUUAUACAGAAGCAAAAAUUAAAGAAAAACAAAAACAAAAAGAGGGAGAAGAAGAGGAAAAGGAGAAUAAUAAUGAUGAACAAAAAGAAAGUGGAGAGGAAGAAAAAUUAAAUGCAUCGAAUAAAAUGUUGCAGAUUAAUAAAACAAAUUUAAAUUCAUCCACUUAUGAUUAUAAUGAAGACGUAUCAUUUAUUUCUGAAGAGAUUUCUCACAAUUAUUUGAAUGAAACUUUUUUGAAAACAGUAGAAUUUAGCGAUACCAGCUUAAAAGCUUUUAAGUCAAAAAAAAAAUUUAAAUUAUCCAAUGCUUUUAAGCAAAUAAAAAGAAAGUGGUUGUUUAAAAAAAAAAAAACAAAUAUAUAUUUUAAUGAAAAUACAUCAAAUAGGCCUUAUUCAUUGAAAAUGAAAAAAAGGCCUUCUAAAAUACCAAAUCAAAUAUUUAUGAAAACUGAUACAGUUUAUAUAUCUUUUGAUAAAUAUGCUUGGCUAGACAUGGAUGUUAUUGAUACAACAUUUGUUGAAACAAAUGUGGACUUUUUAAAACAUUCUUUUUAUCAAGUAAAAAGAGAAAUUAUUGAUGAUAUUAGAGAAGUUUUGAUAUCUAACAUAAGAGCUCAUGAACGUGUAAGUAGAUUAGAUAGGAGAAGAGGUAAUGUUUUUGUAUUGAGAGUUGCUCCAGCCGGUGUUGGAAGCUUGCAUAGAUAA
This is a messenger RNA of Plasmodium relictum, 5826 nucleotides long. Its product is annotated as conserved Plasmodium protein, unknown function. The record is from RefSeq and is a predicted model, not a curated record. Lineage: Eukaryota; Apicomplexa; Aconoidasida; Haemosporida; Plasmodiidae. The transcript has a single exon. Bases 1 to 5826 code for a protein of 1941 amino acids.